AUGCCGGAGACGGAGGCUGACUGCAUCGAUGCGCAGCAGGUGGAAGCUUGGCUGUUCUCCGACGCAAAGGCGUGUCGAGACACGCGAUCGUGUCGGAUCUGCUUCGAUACCGAGCUGCCCGACGGCGAUCGGUGGCUGUGUCCGUGCCAGUGCAAGGGCACGAUGAAGUACGUGCACGCCUCGUGCCUCGACGAGUGGCGCCGACGAUCUCGGCGGCCCCAAUCGAUCAUGGCCUGUGAUCAGUGCGGCGCGACGUACCGCGUGCGCGCGACGCGUGCCUCGCGACUCUUGACGUCGUGGUGGCUGCGCCUGCUCGUGUCGUUUCUCUUGCUCGGCGUCAUGGCGCAGGUGCUGGGCGUGGCCGUGCAUCUGAGUCUGCACCGCUUUGCGCCAGGCAUGUUUGCCGGGCCGCAUCCCUUGCACUUGCAGUCCGUGGCCUAUCGGCCCGAGGCGCAGGCCUCGGCGUGGAGCCGUGCGUGGGUGUCCCGCGCGAGGAGCGUGUGGCAGCUAUGGGGCUCGUCGGAGGACGAGGAUGUGAGUGGCGAUGGCUUUGCGCGACUGGGCGUAUUCCACCCGGCGAUGGUGCUCCAGAUCGUCCAGGGCAUGAUCCAGCGCAUGCUGGAGUCGCUCGGGCGGCCGUUCUCCCUCGCAUCUCUCUUGCGCCAUCGCCGCGGCGUACCGAGCCUUGUGCAGCGCGUCGUGACAUACAGGCAGGGGCUUGGCGCCGCGCCGCCGACGCCUGUCGUGCCGCUCACGUGGACCGAGUGGCUGUGGUGGCAAACGACGUUGGGCCUCGCUACGAUGGGCCUCUCUGUCCACUUUCACUCGUUCUCGAUCCUGUCGUCGAACGGCGUCUUUCGUUUUGGCUCGCCGUUCUGGGCGGUGGCCGUGUACCCACAUGCGCCGCACGGAAGCGAGGGCACCGUGGUGUGGGAGAGCCGCAGCUCGGCGGGCGUCGUCCUCCUCGCGCUCAUUCUGUGGGGCAUUCGAUCGACGUGGCUGAUGGUGUGGAACACUCUGACGCGUCUAUCCGAGUGGUACCUGACGCACACGGGCCCCUGCAUCGUCAACUACGACGAGGGCGAGGCACUGCGGCCGGCGCCGCGGCACACGACGCACUGGCUGAUCGACCGCGUCGUGCGUGGUCAUGAAGCGAUGCGGCAUGUCGAAGAUGCACGGUGGGUAUGGAUGCUAGCUCAGGCUGGCGACUAG
This is a messenger RNA of Malassezia restricta, 1212 nucleotides long. RefSeq names its product ubiquitin-protein ligase involved in ER-associated protein degradation. The transcript has a single exon. The coding region runs from base 1 to 1212 and encodes 403 amino acids. Lineage: Eukaryota; Fungi; Basidiomycota; Malasseziomycetes; Malasseziales; Malasseziaceae. Gene Ontology annotation, molecular function: zinc ion binding. The record is from RefSeq and is a predicted model, not a curated record.